AUGCUUUUUUUAAAUAUUUUUUUACUGUUUACAUUGCUGAGAGUCUUCGAAGAGUUCAAAAACCGCUUCGAUUCGAGAAUCGGACGGAGUUUGGAGUCGUUUUGUUUCCAGUAAGCCUUAUUCACAGUGAUCGCAACACAAAUACUGUUUUUCUUCAGAUUCCGCAAUUACUUGGCGCAAGAUAUUCUGAACGUGACAAGUUUGAGAGCUAUCGCACGCGUUCAAAUCCAUUUCGCGACGGAAAUUCCUGUCGAAAAUGAGUUUUUGGAGAAAAUGAGAGAAAGUGCAGCGGUGAAAGUGGACAAAAAGGGCGUAAUUGUCAAGUACACGAGCAAAAACUUGGUGCUCAAAGCCGCUCAAUCAGACGGCUCUUGUUCGGUCAAGGAGAAGAGGACCAAGAAAAUGGUGCAAUUUAUGGAGGAGAUUUCGAGAAAUUCGACGCGUCGGAUUACGCACACGGCUUUGGCCAGGAAAUUCAAAAAAUCCGGGAAGAAAUCAACGGUGCGCUCGAUUCCCAAUCUUGCCAGCCGGUUUGUUGUGCAGUAAACGCGCUCAAUCGCAAAACACACAAUUACAGCUUUCGUGUUCUGAUUCACCAAAUUCCGAAAAUGAAGAAUAUAUCCACAGAAACCAAGCUGCGAAUGUGCUUUGUCCUGAAAUGUCCGCUCGACUCGAAUGAUCUGAAACUUUUGCGAAAAGACGCAGAAGUCAACGUGGACUCCAGAAAACAUAUCGUCUCGUACCAAGAACACAAAGGCCAGCCCAAAAAGAGCGCACGAGAGCCGAGAAGACGCGCGAAUUCGGCGGAAGUAGUGGAAAUCGAGCAGAAACGGCGGCGAAUCGAUUCCGAACGUGUUGAUGACGCGGAAACUUUGGUAGAAAGUGUGGAAGCUGUGGUAGAAACUGAGGAAGCUGUGGUAAAUUUGGAAAAUGUGCAAGCUGUUUCUUCAGAAAAGGAGCCGAAAAUGCCACAACCGACAAGUUCGGAGCCUUCCCCAACCAACCAGAUGCUAGAAAUCAUGAAUUUCAUGAAAGAAGUCACCGACAGUCACAAUUCGCUUAUGAAGCGGGUUGUGACGAGAAACGAGCCGAGUAGCAGCCUUCCCAGCACGAUGAGCACCAAAGGAUAUCUGUUUUUACUCAAAAGCUUCGUGCUCGGCAUCGAUGCUCCAGAAUUGGCUGGAAUUCUCGAAAGAGUGAAAGGAGCAAUUGAGAAACUGGGCGACAGUGAUGAGGUUAUCGGGAGAAUGCGAUUUCAAUCCAAUUUUGGGCUAGUUUCAGAAAAUUCCACUGGACACCAUCCAAAUAUCGCUGAAGGCCGCACUGGACAACAUUUUUGAAUAA
This is a messenger RNA of Caenorhabditis sp. 36 PRJEB53466, 1344 nucleotides long. NCBI's taxonomy places the organism in Eukaryota, Metazoa, Nematoda, Chromadorea, Rhabditida, Rhabditidae. The record is from the annotation of a GenBank genome assembly.